UAUUCUUGAUAAGACGAUAAGCCAACGUGGCACAAAUCCCUCCCAUCUCCAUUCAUCACUUAACUACAACACUCUCUCUUUCCCCAAACUUCCCUUCCCCUCCAAAAAAAUCAAUGGCUUCUCCAACUCUAAUCACCCCUUCCACAUCCACCCCAACAAAACCCCUCAUAACCCCUAUCCGCUCAAAACUCAUCUCCACAGUCAAUGUCGCCACGUCAUCCUCACCCCCCGCCACGCGCCGCCGCGAGUUCCUCUCACUCGCCGCCGCCGGACUCACGUUUCUCGUCCCUGCCACGUCAGCAUUCGCUGCUAGUGACGAGGAGUACGUUCGAGAAGCUUCGGAAGUGAUUAAGAAGGUGAGAUCAACGCUAAGCAUGGAGAAAACUGAUCCUAAUAUAGCUGAUAGUGUGGCUGAGUUGAGAGAAGCGUCCAAUUAUUGGGUUGCUAAGUAUAGGAGAGAGAAGGCUUUAUUGGGCCGGGCUUCUUUCCGUGAUAUUUACUCGGCCCUUAAUGCUGUUUCGGGCCAUUAUGUGAGUUUUGGGCCCACUACGCCAAUUCCGGCUAAGAGAAAGCAGAGAAUCUUGGAAGAAAUGGAAACUGCUGAGAAGGCUUUGCAAAGGGGAAGAUAAAAGAGAGAGACGUUUGUUCUACCGGUAGAUGUUUGCCAGUAUUUUUUGGUAUAAAUUUAAAAUUUCUAUAUUUAUUUUCUGACUAUGAAAAUGAAUUACUGUAAGAAUGAGCAUAAUUUGCUUUCGAGGGAGUUGGAUUUAAGUCUUA
This is a messenger RNA of Lycium barbarum (goji berry), 777 nucleotides long. Its product is annotated as photosystem II repair protein PSB27-H1, chloroplastic. Lineage: Eukaryota; Viridiplantae; Streptophyta; Magnoliopsida; Solanales; Solanaceae. The coding region runs from base 114 to 629 and encodes 171 amino acids. The record is from RefSeq and is a predicted model, not a curated record. Gene Ontology annotation, biological process: photosystem II repair; photosystem II assembly. Gene Ontology annotation, cellular component: chloroplast thylakoid lumen; photosystem II. The transcript has a single exon.